AUGUCAGCGCACAAACCGCAUUGGGAGAGUCUCCCGACCGAGAUAUCCCUUUCCAUCCUCAAACAGCUUCCCGAUCCCACGUCUCUUCAUCAUUGUCUGGAAGCUUCGCCAGUCGCGGCCCGCGUUUUCGAUGGAUACGGCGCCGAAAUUAUCGAGGCAAUCUUCGUGUCGGGAACCAUUCACAAACACACUUGCGCCAUGAUUCGCAUGGCCGCCUGCUUACGGUCUAGCCUCCCACAGGCCAUCACCAAUCUCGACACCUUCCAUGAAUGGUACUUGUAUGAAACUACGGAGUACCGUGAUGAUAUUCAUGAGUGGACUCAGGCGCCGCUGCGGCUGGCGAAUCAGUUCAGUAGCGGUAGUGACGAUGCCGUGGUGGUACCAACCUCUAUCCUCCGUGGGGUGCUUGCCAGCCAUGUCCGUAACGAAAAUCGGAUGAUAGGCUGCCUGUCAACAUACCUGACCCGCUUCCGUUCCCUCCAGCCCAUGCAUAUAGCAGACCAAGACCCGGACUUUACUUGGAGGAGUGAAUUCCGCGGCUCAGCCCCCUUCAACUUCGUCGGUGCCUGGCAGUUGCAGCCGUCAACCGUCCUCGUGAACAAGCACAACAUAGGCCCGCCUACGUGGUGCGAAGAACAACGAGUUCUUCGCGCAUUAUGGCGGGUGCAGCUGUUUGAAGACCUCAAGGCCGCCGAACGUGCUGGACGUCUGAAAGGCUGGAGGAAGAUUCGCCGAUGGGAGUACUCCCGGAAGUGGCCAUUUGUAGACAUGUUCGAGGAAGAGGACGAGCCCUACUUUGAGCAGCAUAUGUGUCUCGAAAAAGAACUUGUUUACACGGUGCUGGAUUAUACCGAGAGUAUGGAGGAAGCAGUUGUCGAAGUCACUACCGCAUCAUCUACCAUGUCUACAAAGACUGGCCCGUACCAAGCCCUUCCGGACAGGAUGUCUUGGAAGUCGAAUGCUUCAAGUCGGCAACGACACAGACCUUCUCGCAGGUCUACGGCAACCAAUUCCAAUAUAUUGCUAGAGGUGAAUGUUCCCCCUUGCAGCGCGUUCCGUGGGACUUUUACCGGCGGCGCGGAUUCGCUAUUUGGUGCGAGCUAA
Molecule: messenger RNA, 1104 nt
Organism: Pestalotiopsis fici W106-1
Lineage: Eukaryota; Fungi; Ascomycota; Sordariomycetes; Amphisphaeriales; Sporocadaceae
Exons: 1
Coding region: 1-1104 (367 amino acids)
Source: RefSeq, a predicted model, not a curated record